CACGUCUGCUUACGUUAGUUUAUGCGAAUUGAUACUUUUCGUGCGCUACAUUGGUUGAUUUAUUUUAUAUCACCAGUGCAUGGUAGACAUUUGCCUGUCCACAAUCUACAGCAGGAUCUCCUGAAGCAUCCUGCCCUACAAGAUGAAAAAAAGCGACAGCACACUGGCGUUAAUCGACAAAGUCAAAAUACUCGUCGUUGGAGACUCGGGGGUGGGGAAGUCUUCAGCAGUCCAUCUUCUGUGCCACAACCGUCCUUUGGCGAAUGCAUCCUGGACUAUCGGCUGUAAUGUUGAGGUGAAAUUGCACGAGUACCGCGAGGGAACCGCGUCUCAAAAGACGUACUUCGUCGAACUGUGGGACAUUGGUGGAUCCAGCAGUCACAGCAGCGCCAGAGCCGUCUUCUACAACUCGUUUCACGGUCUUAUCCUUGUUCAUGACUUAACCAACAAGAAGUCACAUGAAAACCUAAGAAAGUGGCUUUCGGAAGUUUUCUGCAAGGACUGCCCAUCCAAGAAGGCAAAUGGAAUGCUCGAGUUUGAUCAAGAGAUGUUUGCUGACAGCCAAGUCCCAAUCCUGGUUGUGGCUACUAAGGUUGACCUUGUGCCCCAGACAGCUGGACGUGCUCUGGCUACUGUAGCCGAUGAAUGUGGCACUGACCAGGUGCUUCUGGACAAUCACAAUCCAAAGACUCUUUCACCUGGCUCCAGUAAUGCCCUCAAGGUAACUAGGUUCCUGGACAAGGUGGUGGAGCGACGCUUCCGUAGCGGAGCAACUUCUCCUCCAACAUCUGCCACACUGCCCGUGGUUGAUCGUCGGCGAACCAAGCUUUCACAUUUGGACUGAACGAACUGGCAAAAGACUAUGUGUUUAAAUAUUCUACCCUCAUGGGACAC
This is a messenger RNA of Rhipicephalus sanguineus (brown dog tick), 894 nucleotides long. RefSeq names its product rab-like protein 3. Gene Ontology annotation, cellular component: endomembrane system. The coding region runs from base 143 to 844 and encodes 233 amino acids. Gene Ontology annotation, biological process: intracellular protein transport. The record is from RefSeq and is a predicted model, not a curated record. Gene Ontology annotation, molecular function: GTPase activity; GTP binding. Lineage: Eukaryota; Metazoa; Arthropoda; Arachnida; Ixodida; Ixodidae. The transcript has 6 exons.